This is a messenger RNA of Pseudomassariella vexata, 495 nucleotides long. RefSeq lists its product as uncharacterized. The transcript has 4 exons. The record is from RefSeq and is a predicted model, not a curated record. The coding region runs from base 1 to 495 and encodes 164 amino acids. NCBI's taxonomy places the organism in Eukaryota, Fungi, Ascomycota, Sordariomycetes, Amphisphaeriales, Pseudomassariaceae.
AUGGAACGCGCCGGUCGCAACAAAAUCAUAGAGCUGGAAAAGAAGCUCAGUUACGUCAAAGCCGACCAGAAGAAGUUCGACACCGCCCUUGACCUCAUUCGUGAGACCGCCACCCGCCUGAAGUUGACGUGGGCCAAUAUUGACGCAGAAGCUGAGGAAGAGAUGAAGCAGAGAACUAGAAAGAUCAAGGCACAUGGACAGGUCUCACAGCAGGGUAUGGAUGACAUGAUCAAGGAUAACAUCGCUCGGGAUCUAUGGGACCGUGCUCCCUUCAGAGCAGCGAACUACAUCUCUCCCAUCAGACCAAAACAUGUCUAUGUCGACAAUUUGAGCAUUGAGGGUCCUUUACUUGUCAUGGUUUGGAUGCUUCACGCAACACGAAGCGUGGUCGCCAGAGCGAAGAAGGCUCUGACUCAAACCGAAACCAUGGCUCAACUUCGCCAGUACAGCCAGACUCUAGCUCAUCUGCUCGACCACCAUGCCGCUACCAAGUAA